Linderina pennispora is the source of this 924-nucleotide messenger RNA. RefSeq lists its product as uncharacterized. The transcript is spliced from 2 exons. The record is from RefSeq and is a predicted model, not a curated record. The coding region runs from base 74 to 571 and encodes 165 amino acids. NCBI's taxonomy places the organism in Eukaryota, Fungi, Kickxellomycota, Kickxellomycetes, Kickxellales, Kickxellaceae.
UGUGGUCGCCGAACCUCGCCCGGUCAGCCAACCCCAUGGUCGACGUGGCCAUUGCACUGAUCUGGCUUCCGAGAUGCUCAAUGUCGUCGACAACAUGAACCGGAUGGCGAACCUGGCCCAUGUCAACCAUACCACUGUGUUUGAGUACUUGCAGACCGGAGACGCCUCAUCUCCGCCCGCCUUGCCUCAGCGUCACGGCGAUGUGCCGCCGCCAGUGCCGCCCAAGGUGCCACCAAGGCUGCCUGCUAGGCUCGAGGCGGAAGCGCCGCCAGUCCCGCCAAAGGGCGAGCCGGCUGUUGGCGUGGCUGCGCCUGAGGACAUUGUUGCUGCUGCCCUUCCAACCGCUGCUUCCGAGGCAGAAACCGAGGCUCCAGCCGCCACUGAUGGCGCUCGUGAGGCUGCUAUCUCUCCUGCACCUGAGCAUGAGUCUCCUAAGGAGGAGGAGGCUAAGCCAGCUGAGCCCAAGGUGGAAGAGAAGAAGCUUGAAGAGCCCAAGGUGGAAGAGGAGGCAGUAUCUGAGCCCGUUGUAGAGGACGUCGCUGAAAGCAAGAAGGCGGUGGAAGGAAGAUGAACCUACCGAGGUCUUUGAGGAGGCUACUGCUGAAAUUGUUUCGCCUGAAGCCGCUGCUGCUCCUGAGGCUGCGCCAGUUGAGGCAUUGGCUGAUGACCUUGCGGAAACAACCGUUAAUGAGGCCGACAAAGAGGAUGACAAACCUAUGGACGAUGCUUCUGAGGAGCCUGCCGAGGAAAAGGAUGCCGAAAAUGCUGCGAGCAACACCAAGGCUACCCCCGCUGGCGGCAAGAAGAAGAAGGUCAUCAAGAAGAAGCGCGGCCAAUCAAGGCAGUAGCAACAGCAGCAACUAGAGAGUUUAUCCCGUCGCAAGCCCAGUCCGCUUAUUUCUUAACAUUUUGUUGUUUUUCCAC